UUUCUUUCCACGGGAACCAAAGGAACUAAAACUAAGAGAUCUAAACCUAAGUUUGCGUCAGAUUUUAAACAAGAUGCUGCUCAACUACUGAAACGAAACACUGGCAUUUCAAAUAUUGUUGCAAUCACAGCUUCGGCAGAAUAUCUUCUUCCUGAAAUCAAUCGCCAUAAAAUUGACAAGCUCGAUAAGGUUUCGAAUCAAGUCAAAACGUUCAUUGAUAAAAUGCGUGACGUUGUUGAGAAUGAAAAGGUUGCAACAGGCACAGACAAAUCUAAAACUGACACAUUAGUGGAUGAUCUGCUUCAUAUCGCCGACUUGAAUGUCUGGCUUUUAAAAAUACUAAUAAUCAUUAAAGAAAAGCCUUAUAUUUCGGCAGACCUCGAAUUUGUGGUUGCUAAUCGAAAAUUAAAUAUGGUGGCUGUAGAGGAUAAACAUAUUAAAAACAUCUAUUCACCAAGUGGUUUCAGGGAAACACAAAUUGCCGCAAAUAUUAUUGCUUGUGAAGAUGAGAAUAUACGUGCUACUGAUGAUAAGGAACCUAUUGAUGAGACCAUAUUUGCUAUACGCGUUCUUUCAACGCACGUGACAUUUUACAAGGCAUCGGGAGAAAACUCUAAGCGGAAAGGUUUGGAUCUAGUAGAACCAAACAGGAGAAAAGCGGUACUAGAAGCGUUAGUUAAUAUUCGGACAGGUGAAGAAAAUACACCGGCCACAUCAAUGCCAAAUGUAUCGCUUAAAAAGGAUGAUGAAUAA
This is a messenger RNA of Funneliformis caledonium, 753 nucleotides long. Lineage: Eukaryota; Fungi; Glomeromycota; Glomeromycetes; Glomerales; Glomeraceae. The record is from the annotation of a GenBank genome assembly.